This is a messenger RNA of Zymoseptoria tritici IPO323, 1835 nucleotides long. RefSeq lists its product as uncharacterized. The coding region runs from base 63 to 1835 and encodes 590 amino acids. Gene Ontology annotation, biological process: transmembrane transport. Lineage: Eukaryota; Fungi; Ascomycota; Dothideomycetes; Mycosphaerellales; Mycosphaerellaceae. The transcript is spliced from 4 exons. Gene Ontology annotation, molecular function: transmembrane transporter activity. The record is from RefSeq and is a predicted model, not a curated record.
AAUGUUUCCUUCGUGUUCCUCUCCUUCUCAUUGUCAUCAACCACACCCCUGCAAGACACACAAUGGAAGGCAUCACGCGAAUCCUCUCGCGUCCCACAGCCAAGCCAUAUCGAUCAAGAGACGUCCACGAUGAGAAGAUCCACCUCAACCGCGACGGUCAUCUCGACUUCGGCCCUGACGACAUGGAGAAUCCGAAAAACUGGUCGUCCGCGAGAAGAUGGUACAUCACCGUCGCCUCUGUCCUUCUCGUCGUAAACGCUACAUUCGCAUCUUCCGCUCCUUCAGGUUGUCUGCCCAGCAUUGCCGAGGAGUUCAGCGUAUCAACCGAAGCCGCUGGUCUGGUCGUCACCAUGUUUCUCCUGGGAUACGUCUUUGGUCCGCUGUUCUUCGCGCCACUGUCGGAAUUUUACGGUCGACGAUGGAUCUUUUAUAUUUCCUUCGCUGCGUACAUCGCUUUCAACUUUCUCUGCGCCUUCACGCCGAAUUUCGCUGGCCUGCUGGUCGGGCGAUUCCUUACCGGAACGAUGGCGGCUGCAGCUUUGUCCAACGCUCCCGGUGUGUUGGCAGAUAUCUGGGGCCCAAUCGAGCGAGGAAGCGCACUCGCCGUCUUCUCCAUGAUGACCUUUGUCGGUCCCGCCAUCGGACCCGUCAUCUCGGGCUUCUUGCAGUUGAAAAAGGAUUGGAGGUGGUCAUUCUACGUCUUGCUGUGGUUGGCGGCUCUCACCAUCCCGACCAUGCUCACCAUCCCGGAGACAUUGCCCAGCCAAGUCCUCCUCAACAAAGCCGUUCGAAUCCGCAAAGCAAAAAUCCCUGGCUACGAAAACGUCAAAGCACCGGUGGAAGCUACCGACCGCACAUUGAUGGGCAUCUUCAAAGUCGCCCUUUCCCGACCCUGGAUCAUCCUCUUCGACACCAUCUCCCUGCUCUGCGCCAUCUACGUCUCCGUCGUCUACCUCUUGGUGUACAUGCUCUUCUCGAUCUAUCCCAUCGUGUUCCAACAGCGACGAGGAUGGAACCCGGGUGUUGGAGAACUUCCUCUGUUGGGAUAUGUCCUUGGUGCGUGGCUGGGAGGAGCGAUUGUGUUUUACAAUUCCCAUUUGGAAAAGAAGAAGACUUUGGCCGGGUAUCAGCGGAAACCAGAGGAUCGACUGCCGCUAGCAAUGAUUGGUGGUAUUGUGUUCCCGAUAGCGAUGUUCUGGUUUGGAUGGUCGGGCGAAUACGACUCGGUCCACUGGAUCGUACCGACCAUCGCAGGCGUCUUCUUAGCAGCUAGCAUCAUGCUGAUUUUCGUCGCUUACCUGAACUACAUCACCGACAGCUACCUCAUGUACGCUGCUUCCGCGAUCGCCGCCAACACGGUCGUCCGCUCCGCCAUCGCUGCCGCUGCACCCCUCUUUACAGACUACAUGUUUGAAUCCCUCGGCGUUGGAGGCGGCGCCUCUCUCAUCGGCGGGGUGGGUGUGCUGCUCGCUCCGAUCCCGUUUGUAUUUCAUCGUUAUGGAGGAGCGAUUCGGAAGAGGAGUAAAUUCGCGCCGACGGAUGAGGGAGAGCAUGAGGAGCGGGGAGUGGGGGAUGUGGAGAAAGGUCGGCAAGUCGGAGGUGCUGGUCACGUUGCUGGUCAGGGCAAGAGGAGGAGUGAGUUGAGUACGGAGGCGGAAGAGGAGAGGGAGUUGGAUGAUGUUAUGGGCGUGCCGGAUGAGGAGGAGUUGCAGGAGGAGAUUGAGAAGGAGAAGGAGAAGGAGAAGGAGGAGGACUUGGUUAGUGAGGGGUCGAGUCGGCCGGGGACGGGGAAUGGGAGGUUUCUGGAUCGGAGGGGGUUGGAGAAGGCGGAGUGA